Molecule: messenger RNA, 1183 nt
Organism: Loxodonta africana (African savanna elephant)
Lineage: Eukaryota; Metazoa; Chordata; Mammalia; Proboscidea; Elephantidae
Gene: ERP29
Product: endoplasmic reticulum protein 29
Exons: 3
Coding region: 90-875 (261 amino acids)
Biological process (GO): protein secretion
Cellular component (GO): endoplasmic reticulum lumen; endoplasmic reticulum
Source: RefSeq, a predicted model, not a curated record
GCGCGAGCCCGCCCUCUUAGUCACGUGAGCCCCGACUCCGGGGUUUUCAGCUACGGUCUUCCUAGCUCGGGUUCCAGAAAUCGGGCGUUAUGGCUGCCGCCGUGCCCCGCGUGGCUUCUCUCUCCUCGCUGUUUCCACUCCUUCUGGGCCUCCUGCUACUCUCCGCCCCGCAUGGCAGCAGCGGCCUGCACACCAAGGGUGCCCUUCCCCUGGAUACUGUCACUUUCUACAAGGUCAUUCCCAAAAGCAAGUUCGUCUUGGUGAAGUUCGACACCCAGUACCCCUACGGUGAGAAGCAGGAUGAGUUCAAGCGUCUGGCUGAAAACUCGGCCUCCAGCGAUGAUCUGUUGGUGGCAGAGGUGGGGAUUUCAGAUUAUGGCGACAAGUUGAACAUGGAGCUGAGUGAGAAAUACAAGCUGGACAAAGAUGACUACCCAGUCUUCUACCUCUUCCGGGAUGGGGACUUUGAGAACCCAGUCCUGUACAGUGGGACAGUUACGUUUGGAGCCAUCCAGCGCUGGCUGAAGGGACAGGGGGUCUACGUAGGUAUGCCUGGUUGCCUGCCUGCCUAUGACGCGCUGGCCGGGGCGUUCAUCAGGGCCUCUGACAAGGAAGCACGCCGGGCCCUGUUGAAGCAGGGGCAGGACACGCUCGCGAAUGUGAAGGAGACCGAGAAGAAGUGGGCAGAGCAAUACCUGAAGAUCAUGGGGAAGGUCUUAGACCAAGGUGAGGACUUCCCAGCAUCAGAAACGACCCGGAUCACCAAGCUGAUCGAGAAGACCAAGAUGAGCGAUGGGAAGAAGGAGGAACUCCAGAAGAGCUUGAACAUCCUGACUGCCUUCCAGAAGAAGGGGGCAGAGAAAGAGGAGCUGUGAAAAGGCAUUCCAGGGGUUAUUGGGAUGGGAGGGAAGAGUUAACUUGCUGGCUGUGAGACCCUUGAAUAGUAGAAGAGGGUAAUGGAAGAGGUGGUACUUGACCUGAAACAUGAGCCCUGGGCGUGCCUGGACACUGAUAUGGAUGUAACUGUGGUGUCGCAGGUCUGGGGAUAGCUGGCACACCCACUCAGCUGGCUCUGAAAUGCCCCCUCAGAAGGAAUUGGUGCUAUAAAGGAAAGUAUACUGCCCAGGUCCCUGACAAGUGUAAUUCUGAUCCAAUUAAAGUUUUAGUCUUUUGGUUAAGUGGA